Messenger RNA from Scutellospora calospora, 471 nucleotides. Lineage: Eukaryota; Fungi; Glomeromycota; Glomeromycetes; Diversisporales; Gigasporaceae. The record is from the annotation of a GenBank genome assembly.
AUGGAUAACAAACAAACUCCAAGUAAAGAACUGAUCCGUUCUAAAGGCAGUGAAACUUCGCUUACAGACUCUCCUUUAAAACCAAAACAAGAAACUUUAGAUGAAGAUACUUAUACUGAGGCAUUAAGCGAGAUUAUUAAAAAGGAUUUUUUUCCUUCUCUUUUAACUCUCGAAGCACAGCAUGAUUAUGUGGAUGCCUGGAAUUCAAAUAAUCCAGAUCUAAUCAGAGAUGCUACUCGUAAACUUAACGAAUUAACUACACCUUUCAGGAAAACAAAUGAAGUUCCAACUCCAAAGGGACCAGGAUUGACUCCGGGAUUAACAGCAUCACAAGAAGGAUGGGAUACACCUGUAUCCACCACAGGAUCUAAUGUUUUUAAAGUUCCAGCACCAAAAAAAAAUUUUACAAAUUUAUCUUUGGAUGCUUAUCAAGCGAAAUAUACAAGCGAGGAUAAUGCUUCAUAUCCUUAA